UCCACACUCAGGAAGUGGUCUCUGGGAAACCUGACAGCGGAGAGUCAACUCCCAGUUGACAAAGUCUGCUCGGUUAAUUGUUAGCUAAUAUUAUCCGACAAAUAGCUAUUGUUAUUCGGAGAAGGAAACAAUGGAGGUCGACUCAGUGUUCUACACUGAUCGUAGUGGAAGAGUCAACCGUAACCCGCUGUUGGACCAGCUCCCCAGCUACCAGUCUCUGCUCUACCGCAGGAAGUCCUCCACGGCUGGCACCAAGCGAAGGAGCAGCUCCAGAGGACGCCUCGGCUCCUCCGGCAGUGGGAAAUCAGGCAGGGGCACCGUCAGCAGGCGUGAGGAGAAACAGAAAAGUCAGACGGAGGAGAGACCCAUCAGGGAACUCCCCAAGACCAUGGCCGAGAAACGCAUUGACAACACACAGCGCUUGGAGGAUGAUCGAGAGCUCAGCAGCUUCAAACAGUUGCAGCACAGCACCCGCCGCCAUCUGAGGAGGCUGAGGGAGGAUGCCCACCAGUGGCUGAGCUCCCUGAAGCUCUGGAGGGGGGACAUCCACCUUAUAGAGGGGAUGUUCGGCACAGGCAUCCUGUCUUACUUCUCCUUCCUGCGCUUCCUGGUCAUGCUCAACUUGAUCAUCUUUGUGCUCAUGUUCAGCUUCGUCAUGUUGCCCAUCAUCAUAGCUCCUAGUGUAUCGGGGAAUAUCACCUACGACCUGAAUUCAGAAAGUAAGUGCAGUAACUACCCAAGCAGCGCCCGGCGAGGGCUGGUCAUCUUUCAUGAGCACAUUACAGAUCUGCUGUCUGGAGGAGGCUUUCUGGAACAGACUUAUCUUUUCUACGGCUACUACAAAGCGGACAAAAUACACUUUUCUAAUGGCACUUACAAUCUGCCGCUGGCCUACCUGUUGGUCACCAUAGCCUACCUGUUCUUCAGUCUCAUCUGGAUCGUUAAAAGGUCGGCCUCUGGAUUCAAACGUAACCUGGUUCAGGAUGAGGAUCGCUUCCAGAGUUUUUGCAACAAGAUUUUUGCCGGCUGGGACUUCUGCAUCAUCAACGAGAACGCCGUGAAGCUGAAGAGAAGCAGUCUGCUCUACGAGCUCAGGACAGAUCUUGAGGAGGAGAGGAUCAAACAGAAAAUAGCAGAUCGAACCCGCAAAGAGAGGUGCCGGAUUUACCUUGUCCGCUUCAUUCUCAACCUUUUUGUCAUCAGUGUGCUGGCUGGCUGCUUCUACAGCAUUUAUAUAGCCACCAUCUUCUCCCAGAAAGUCCAGAUGGAUCAGAUUAAGGAAAAUUUCAUCGUGGAUCUCAUCUAUGAGUAUCUGCCCUCAAUUGUCAUCACCUUGGCUAACUUCAUCACCCCCCUCCUCUUCUCGGCUAUAAUCAAUUAUGAGGACUACUCGCCUGCCUUCGAGAUCCGCUUCACUCUCAUGAGGUGUGUCUUCAUGCGGUUGACCAGUAUCGGGGUUCUGCUCUUCUCUCUCUGGUCUCAGAUCACUAAAUGUGAAAAGGAGCCAUGCCUGUGUGGCUAUAACCACGUGCUUUACUCUUGCUGGGAGACCCGUGUUGGCCAGGAGAUGUACAAACUCACCAUCUUUGACUUUAUUAUUAUUUUCGCAGUCACCAUCUUUGUGGAGUUUCCCAGAAAGCUGAUAGUGAAGUACUGUGACUGCGGCCUAGCGAAGUGGUUUGGCGAGCAGGAGUUUGCCAUCCCUCAGAAUGUGCUGGAGAUCGUCUACGGUCAGACCAUCUGCUGGAUCGGCACGUUCUACAGCCCGCUGCUCCCUGCCAUCUGCACUAUUAAAUACUUCUUCAUCUUCUACAUUAAAAAGGUCUCAUUGAUGAACAACUGCCGUCCUGCCACGCGUCCGUUCCGAGCCUCCAGCUCCAACUUCUUCUUCCUGGUGGUGCUGCUCAUCGGCCUGGCUCUGGCCUGUCUGCCUGUCUCUUUUAGCGUGGCACAAAUAAACUCUUCCCAGGCCUGUGGACCAUUCGUUAACUACAGCACCUCCUGGCAGGUGCUGCCCAACACAGUAUCCGAGCUCCCCCAUGGAAUCAGAACCCUGCUCUACGCUCUCUCAUCGGAGGCCUUCGCUGUCUCCUUCUUUGUUGUCACAUGUUUGGCCAUGUUUUAUGUGAUUGCACUAGCUGGAGCUCACAAGAGAGUUAUUAACCAACUGAGGGAGCAGCUAGCAAUGGAGGGCCGUGACAAACGUUUCCUGAUCCAAAAGCUGUGCCAGGCCCAGAAGAUGUCAGCUAGCGAAUCCUCAGUGUCCAAAUCCCAGCCCCGCAGCCCCAGCUAUCACACCAGCUUCUCCAACAACUUUGAUGAGAGUGUAUUCCUGGCACACUCACCUCCUGACUCCUCCACGCAUCAGCUCAGCUGGUACGGAACCGGAGGCAGCGUGCUGUUGCUCGGUUCAUCGAGAGAUCAGUUAUCCAAAAUGUUGAGAAUUACGAUCCGGGCAGACGUGGGAGCCAUUUGGGUGUUAUUUUGUAUCACCUAUUCCCAGUUUUUGACAGUUUCUUCUGAUGACAUAGUGGUGGCAUGCGGGGGAUUUGUGAAAUCUGACGUGGAGAUCAAUUACUCCCUGAUCGAGAUUAAAUUGUACACCAAACAAGGAUCCCUGAAAUAUCAAACGGACUGUGCUCCAAUCAAUGGCUACUUUAUGAUCCCUCUCUAUGACAAGGGGGACUUUGUUUUAAAGAUCGAGCCUCCUCUUGGAUGGAGCUUCGAGCCUACCAGUGUUGACCUCCAUGUGGAUGGAGUGAGUGACAUCUGUACGAAAGAAGAAGACAUCAACUUUGUUUUCACUGGCUUCUCAGUCUCAGGAACGGUUCUCAGUAAAGGCCAUCCCCUGGGUCCUGCUGGAGUAGAAGUGAAACUCACCCGAGUGGGAACAGAGGAGAAACUCCAGAGCGUCAUCACACAGCCCGGAGGAAAGUACACCUUCUUAAAAGUACUCCCUGGAAAUUAUGACAUUACUGCUUCCCAUCCCUCUUGGACUCUGGAGCAGAGCUCUACCUCAGUGGUGGUCUCCAAUGCCAACGCCCCCGCCACCGAGCACCUGGUGGUUGGAGGCUACGACGUCUCGGGGGAGGUCCGCAGUGAUGGAGAGCCCAUGAAAGAGGUCACCUUCCUCCUGUACUCGGCCACAGUCAACAAAGAGGACGUCGGCGGCUGUAACACAUCCCCAGUGGAGGGGGCAGAUCCCGGGGACAGCUCGCUGCUCUACCUGUGCAGCGCUCUCUCCAGGGAAGACGGCACCUUCCUCUUCCAGUCUUUGGCCAGCGGCGAGUACACCGUGGUGCCCUUCUACCGAGGGGAAAGGAUCACGUUCGAUGUCGCUCCUUCCAGGAUGAAUUUCAAAGUGGAACACAACAGUUUGAAACUGGAGCCAAUCUUCCGCGUCAUGGGCUUCUCUGUGAUGGGCCGAGUCCUCAACAGUGACGGCGGGGAGGGCGUCCCCGAUGCCACAGUGUCCCUCAACAACCAGAUCAAAGUCGUCAGCAAGGAGGAAGGUUCUUACCGCCUGGAGAACAUGACGGCUGGUACCUACACCAUCCGUGUCACCAAGGAGCUCAUGUUCUUCGAGCCAGUCACAGUGAAGAUCGCCCCGAACACACCCCAACUUCCUGACAUCAUCACAGCAGGGUUCAGUGUGUGUGGCCAGAUCUCCGUCAGCCGCCUGCCUGAGGGCAUGAAGCAGCAGGGCCGCUACAAGGUCACCCUGACUCAGCAGGGCCAAGACAAGGCCUCCGGCAAGACCGUGGACUCUGACCCUCAGGGGGCCUUCUGCUUUCAGGCCAAGCCCGGAGAUUACAGUGUCCACGUGUCUCUCCCCGAGGUGGAGGUGAAGGCGGGGCUCGCUCUGCAGCCUCAGGCCCUCGAGGUCUCCCUUGUGGACCGGCCCCUCACAGACCUUCUCUUCACCCAGUUCAUGGCUUCUGUCUCUGGGAAAGUCUACUGUCUAGCAUCCUGUGAUGACCUCUCGGUGACUCUGCAGCCGGUGAGUCGGCAGGGAGAGAGGAGGACGGUGGCGCUGUCCGGCAGCAACGACAUCCUCAGCUUCUCCUUUGAGGACGUUUUACCGGGGAAAUACAAAGUGAGUAUUACUCAUGAGGAGUGGUGCUGGAAACACAAGUCCAUGGAGGUGGAGGUGCUGGACACGGACGUGGUGGGGGUGGAGUUCAGACAGAUUGGCUACAUCCUGCGCUGCUCCCUCUCCCAUGCUAUCACUCUGGAGUUCUUCCAAGAUGGCAGCAAACCCGAGAACGUCGGCGUGUACAACCUCUCUAAAGGAGUCAACCGCUUCUGCCUCUCCAAGCCUGGUGUUUACAAAGUCACCCCUCGCUCCUGCCACCAGUUUGAGCAGGACUUCUACACCUACGAUACCUCGGCCCCCAGCAUCCUGACCCUCACCGCGGUGCGCCAUCACAUGACCGGGCUCAUCACCACCGACAAGAUCCUGGACGUCACAGUGACCAUCAAAUCGUCUAUCGAGAGCGAGCCAGCGCUGGUGCUGGGGCCCUUGCGCAGCCUGGAGGAGCAGCGGCUGGAGCAGCAGCUGCAGGAAAUCCAGCUGCGGCGUCAGGAACGAGAGCGCCGCGCUGCCGAGGAGGACGGAGGAGCCAGGGACGACAGCCCGCCUAUCCAAGAGAAGGCCGAUGACCUCACAGGCCCCUUCCACUACGAGUUCUCAUACUGGGCCAGGGCCGGAGAAAAGAUCACAGUCACACCCUCAUCCAAGGAACUGCUCUUCUAUCCUCCUGAGGUAGAGGCCACCAUUACUGGAGAGUCGUGUCCGGGUCGCCUGGUGGACAUCGCAGGGCGCGCUGGUCUCUUCCUGGAGGGCAAGGUGUCUCCAGAGCUGCAGGGUGUGGAGAUCUCCAUCACUGAGAGAGGAGCUGCUGCCCCGCUCAUCACUGUGGGCACCAACGAGAUGGGAGCUUACAGUGUGGGUCCACUCCACAGCGACCGGCAGUAUGACAUCAGCGCCAGCAAAGAAGGCUUCGUCCUGAGUCCUGUGGAGGGAACCCAGGGAGACUUCAAGGCGUUCGCUCUGGCUGGAGUCACUUUCAAGAUCAAAUCAGAGGACGGUGUUCCCCUAUCAGGUGUCCUCUUGUCUCUUAGUGGGGGACAGUUUCGCUCCAACCUGUUGACUCAGGAUACCGGCCUGCUCACCUUCAAUAACCUGAGUCCCGGUCAGUACUACUUCAAGCCCAUGAUGAAGGAGUUCCGCUUUGAGCCGGCAUCUCAGAUGAUCGCAGUGGAGGAGGGUCAGAACCUCAGCAUCGAUAUAACGGGCAUCAAGACCGCUUACAGCUGCUAUGGAGCCGUACAGUCUCUGAGCGGGGAUGCAGAGAGGGACGUUGCCGUGGAGGCAGUGGGACAGGGAGACUGUAGCAUCUACAGCGAGGACACCAUCACUGAUGAGGAGGGUCGCUUCAGACUCAGGGGUCUACUGCCGGGUUGCAAAUAUCUGAUUCAGCUGCGAGCUGAAGGCAAUGACCACAUAGAGAGGGCCUUACCUCAACACAGAGCAGUAGAGGUCGGCAGCAGCGACAUUGAAGGGGUCAACAUCAUCGCCUUCAGACAAAUCAAUCAGUUUGACCUCAGUGGAAACGUCCACACGUCCCCUGAACAUCUCGCAACGCUAUCGGUGAAGCUUUACAAGAGUGACAACAUGGACAACCCCAUCAACAGCAUCUCUCUGGGACAGUCCCUCUUCUUCAACUUCCCUCCUCUGGACAGGGAUGGAGAGAGCUAUGUGCUGAUACUGCACUCCACGCUGUCCCGCUUCCAGUUUGACUUCACUCUGCCUCAGGUCACCUUCACCUCCAACGGCUACCACAAGCACAUCACGCUCACCUUCAACCCCACUCGUAAAGUGCCUGACCAGGAUGUAGCCCAGGGCUCCUACAUCGCUCUGCCCCUCACCCUGCUGCUACUGUUGGCAGCUUACAACCACGAGAAGGUGAUCCCCCUCCUGUUGCAGCUGGUGAACCGUAUCCAGGGAGUGAGGAGCAUGUCGCAGGUCAGCGCGGACAACGCUGCUCUGGACGAGGCCAAGCGUCAGGCCAAGAGACAAAAGGCCAGGCGCACAUGAGGACUCAACAACGGCUCUCCUCAGACCACAUCUCCGCUCACUCAAUAUUCCACUUGCAGCCAUGGUUACUGACUUUACGGAGGGUUAGCUCACAGUAGAUCCAAGAUAAAAAACUCAGGAUGCAAGAGGAAUAUUCUGUGCGCUAAAGAUGUGAUUUGACCCCGUGUGACGACCGACUCUAACCACUCGAUGCGCAUUAUCACCAUCAGGUUCACUGGACUGAAGUUUUACAGGUUGUUUUCCUCUUGUUUCUUUUUUUUUAACUCCAUUGUUUCCACGACACUCAUUGUCUAAAGAAAAAUUGUUAAUAUUUGUGAUAGAAUAUGAGCCAUUUUUAUACCUUUGUAAUUUAUCUAGGUCAACGGAAAUCCUUUGCUUAUGUUUUGAAGGCACUUGAAAGCUUUUGAUAUCAGUCUUAACAGAGUUUAGGACACCCGGGAUGGUCACGUGUCUCACCUAUCAGCAUUUGGGUCAAUUCAGACGAUACACGGGGGUAUUUACACACUGCGGUGACAAAAAAAAAUGUAUUAAGAGGAUAUUUAAACUGUCUACUUUAAGGACAAAAGAGGUCCAUAUGAUUAAGACCUUGUGAAAUGAUGAUGAAAAUGAAAUCAAUAUCUAGAAUUUAGAUCAUAAAUCUAAAGCUUUGUAUUUCUUUUCACAUUUAAUUUGCUCAAAUUGUGCUUAUUGACCCUUUUUUGACCCCGUAGAUUUGCCAAUGAACUCGAUCGAGCUGAAUUGACUUUUAAUAAUGCCAUCACAAACGUGGGAUUGUGUAACUGCUAACUAUCAUCAAAAGAAAGCCCAAAGACGUGGACGAACCUUACACCGUUGUCCGUCAUGUUAUGUAUAUUUAAAAAAGAAGUUACUGUGAUGCACUCCACCUCUUAUAUGCUGUUCAGUGUGACGCAGGAUUGACUUUUUGUCCAUUUCAGCUCAGGAAAGCAAUGGUUGAUAGUUGCUGGAAAUUUGGGUUUGAAUAGAGAUUUUUUUUUGCUGUGGUGGGUUGGUUGGUAGGGAGCUUUAGCGGAUAACAGAUAGUUGAUUAAUUUAUUAACAUAUGUCUAAUCAGAUGUGAAUGAUUACUUAGUUUGUGUGCUGGGGAAUCCCUCUCAGAAGUUUGUUUUUUUCAGAUAGUGUACACGUUUUUUUUUAAGAGCUUCCUUAAAUUUAAGAAGACUGACAUCCACAUACCUUAGAGAGCUACGACACACUCUCUUAAGCUCCUUGUUUUAUCGCUGAGCUUUGCAAUGCACUGUGAAAAUGAUGGUCCCCAAUAAUUCUCCUGUAUUUAAUUCUUCAGCUCUCAGUUGUGUCCUUGGAAGAUGAAAAGACCACUGACUAUUAACUAAAAUAAAAGAUAUUCCAAUUCGUCUUCAUCUAGGGGGGGUUGAUUAGUUGGGGUGGGAAAGGGAGUCGGGGUGUAUUUGUCAUAUUUGGUCUGUUUAAAAAAUGUUGAGAUUAUGAAUAAAGUUAUGGACGGAUGUGAAAUGGACUGUUUUAUUGGUGUACCUGUAGGGGGCAGGGUACCUAAGGCAUGAGGAAAAGAAACGUUUUUAGGAAUUGUAGAUCCUUUCAGUAUUAAAGGGCCCUAUUGUGCUCCUUGGGGCUUUCCCUUCCCUGUAGAUCCCAAAGUUCCCUCCAGAGGGAGCUUUUAAGAUGAGAUAAGAUGGUUUAUUAAUCGCCGUGGGGAGCAACAGAAUAAGAGUGAGAAACAGGACAGUGUGGUUCACACAGGAUAAUAAAACAAAAGAAAUUAAGGAUUUCAGUGAACAUGUAUACAUUUUGUGUCCGGAUUGUUAAAUAUAUUUACAUUGAUUGAUACGGGUAAACGUUAUUGUGCAGAAGUGCAGGUUUUAUGUGCAGUCCGGGUUAUUGUCAGUGAGUCACAUGGCUACCCUCUUGUGGUGCAGCCUGAUGACUACAGGCACAAAGGAGUUUCCCAGGCGCUUAGUGCUGUGCCGAGGUGGGAUGAGUCUGUGGCUGAACGUACUCCUCAUCUUCACUACCUCUGCAUGGAGGGGUUAUCCAGGAUAUUGUCCAGUUUCCCCCUCGUCCUCCCCUCAGCCACCCUCUCCAGAUUGUCAAAUUUAACUCCAACUACAGAGCUAGCCUUCCUCACGAGCUUUUCUCCUCCCCCCUUGCCCGAAACGCCUCAAUUGGACUCCUUUGUUUUGUUUCCAUAACAUAGUGCCACCACUAUUCAACACUUGCACUUCUUUAGGCUAGCUGUAGGCCACAUUCCAAUCCACACCCUACCCACUCCCACUCUGUGAUGGAGUGAGCUCUGUCUGUAGUCACACUCGCAACUGAAUAAGGCUCCCUUAUUUCCGGUGGAGGGUGCGAAUACAGCCAAGCUUAAGGACGAACUCCCCUCUCUCUCUCCGGCCGAAACACGAAAUAUCGUAACUUUUCGUAACACUGGUUUCAAAUCAGCAUCUCUUGGUCGAAACAUAAAAUUACUCAAAUAAAACUACAAAAUUCAUUAAUGGCGUUUUUUUUAUUUGCAAACCUCUUUUAUUUUAAAUAUAUAAUGUGUGCUGCUUGGUUUUCGCACAAGUCUGUAAAUAUGCACAACUUUAUAAUUAAAUUCACACCGUUUUCGCGACACGAGGUAACAUGUAUGACGAUAUUUAUCUUUUUUUACGCAGUUUACCAGUCUAAAUGUUUGCAGGAACUUUGUACACAGCAUGUUUCCGGACGGACACACAAAGCUUUGAGUCCGGUCAGGUAGAGCAGGAGGUGCGACGCAGACUCGCUGUUGGAGGGCUGGAUAACCCACUCCCCCUCCACCCUCCUUGGUUUGGAACAGCACUUAAUAGAGGGUUGGGGUUAGCCUGGCUAUACUAGCCUACGUACUUCCGCCCUCAUUUUGCUCCUGUAAAAGGGGAUUAUCACACUUCCGGGUUUCAUGGGCGGGAUUUGUCAACUUUGUGCAUGUCCACUUCCGGCGCACUUCCGCAACAAUGGCUGAAACGAAGGCUAUAGAUGUCGCUGCUCUGUUCCACUUUGUAAAUCGAACAAACAACGCCAACCCUACUUAAGUUUUCAUGGAUUCCCGACUGAAUUGAGUCUAAGGAAGAAGUGGAUUAAAGCGGUUCGCCGGGAUGAAGGGCCAAACUUUAAAAUAAAACAAGGUAGCACGUUUGUUUGUAGCCGGUACUUUAGUGAAUCAGACUACACUAACGUUACAGGUAGUGCUAGCAGGCUAGCGUUAGCGGACGUGGCUAAGUUAACCAACCGGGGUCGCAUCAAGCCUCUGCAAAUCGGGUGUGUGCCCUCCCAUUUCCAGUGGAACAACUGGGGACUGCCGAGAACGGAGUCCGCUUAUAAAAGUGCAUCAACUUGCUUUAGGCCACGACGUUUGCCCAGCCCUUCCUCUAGGGUGACCAUUUCCAUAACACCGAAAAGGAGGACAUUAUGCGGCAUAUCAAUAAAUUACUAUGAUGUACAUAGGACUCUGGUAUACUCUCAUUUACAAUACAAUUUUAUGUGGUUUAAAGAUGAUGUUUGUGUAGCUGAAUAGGAAAAAAUAUGAAUGAAAAGUCAAAAAGGGUUUGUUCACAGUAUUUGUAUUUAUUCAAUACAUUGUGGUGUUCAAAAACUGACCACUGAGAUGAAUCUUUUAAAGUGCAGAGUGCCACAAAGCAUAACAUGUGUGGACUUAAAUGGAAAAAACAAGUAACAGGUAACAUACAUAAUAAUACAAAAAUGCUUUUUUGAAAAGCAUAAAUAACCUUUUAUGUAAACAACAAAGGAGAUUGUAAAAAAAACAAAAACAUUAACAUUCAACAGCUCAAAAAGUAUAGCAUUUCUAAAGUGCUUCAGUCUUUUGGGGACUUGUCUUCAGUGUCUUCAUCUGUAUAUGUGUGUGUGUGUACAGCAGUCCACCUGUAUUUAGGCAAACUCCACAUUCACCCUCUGUAGCAGCUCAGGAGACAACAGCACCUCUGACAUCAUGGCUUCCAAGCCCCCACUGCCCCUGGGCCUGUUUAUAUCCUGCAGGGACUGGUACAAAUAACAACAUAGCAAGAAUACUGUUAUCAACCUUCAAAAAUCUGUAUUGUUUUCAACCCAAUAAAUAUAAAUAUUUCA
Messenger RNA from Eleginops maclovinus (Patagonian blennie), 10195 nucleotides. It is a transcript of the gene nomo, whose product is annotated as nodal modulator. Gene Ontology annotation, cellular component: endoplasmic reticulum membrane. Gene Ontology annotation, molecular function: carbohydrate binding. Lineage: Eukaryota; Metazoa; Chordata; Actinopteri; Perciformes; Eleginopidae. The record is from RefSeq and is a predicted model, not a curated record.